Aegilops tauschii subsp. strangulata is the source of this 411-nucleotide messenger RNA. NCBI's taxonomy places the organism in Eukaryota, Viridiplantae, Streptophyta, Magnoliopsida, Poales, Poaceae. The record is from RefSeq and is a predicted model, not a curated record.
AUGCCCGACCGCGCAGAGGCGGGCGCGGGCGCGGGCCGUCCCGGCCACACCCCGGCGAGCGCGGGCGAGCUCCGCCCCGGCCACACCCCGGCGGGCGCGGGCGAGCUCCGCCCCGGCCACGCAGAGGCGGGCACGGGCGCGGGCCGCCCCGGCCACACCUCGGCUGGCGCUGGCGAGCUCCGCCCCGGCCACGCAGAGGCGGGCACGGGCGCGGGCCGCCCCGGCCACACCCCGGCUGGCGCUGGCGAGCUCUGCCCCGGCCACGCAGAGGCGGGCGCGGGCGAGCUCCGCCCCGGCGGGCGCGGGCAAGCUCCGCCCCGGCCACGCGGGGCGGGUGCGAGCUCCGGCCACGGCUCUUCCCCGUGCAGCUCGUUGUGCAGCGUCCUCUCCCGACCCCUAUGCGGCGGGUAG